Ctenopharyngodon idella (grass carp) is the source of this 1450-nucleotide messenger RNA. RefSeq names its product olfactory receptor 13H1-like. Gene Ontology annotation, cellular component: membrane. The transcript has a single exon. The record is from RefSeq and is a predicted model, not a curated record. NCBI's taxonomy places the organism in Eukaryota, Metazoa, Chordata, Actinopteri, Cypriniformes, Xenocyprididae. Gene Ontology annotation, molecular function: olfactory receptor activity; G protein-coupled receptor activity. Gene Ontology annotation, biological process: G protein-coupled receptor signaling pathway. Bases 404 to 1450 code for a protein of 348 amino acids.
AUCACGGUUUUGCUAUUGAAUCUCUUGAUUACCAAGUUAAAGGGGAUGUGACAGCAGUGUGCCACUAUAUAUUAAACUAAAGUGACAACUGUUUAUCUAUUAGUCAUCUAACUUGGUAAGUAUACAUAUUUUAGUGGGGUAAACAAUUUAAGGGUGAAUUUUUUUUUUUUAAUUAUCAGCAACUAUCAAAUAUUUCAUACCUGCUGCUGUGAAUAAGUUUAUGAGAAUUACUGGCGUGGGCAAAUAUUGUUCUUUUUUGACCACAAUGUGAAGAUUUUUAUUUUUUUCCUGACAAUGUUUUUACUUUUGUCUUUGUUUAUUACUUUGAUAUUACAUACUGUAUGUGCUGCAUUAAGUCCUGUUCUGACUCUGGGCUGUUUCACAAAAGCAUCAAUAGCCUAAGAUGACUAUAGAAACCACAAUCUACUCCCUCAACAAUCUAAGGCUUAUACAAUGCUUUUGUGAAACGCAGCCCUGUACUCUAAUACAUGUUUUGUUUAUGUCACAGAUGGACAACCUGACAUUCAGAUACAGCAUACUCUUAAUGGAGGGACUACAGGUUACACAUCUGUCCAGUCAUCUUGCAUUCAUCCUUUUUUUGCUUGCUUACAUAUUUAUUAUAAUAUCUAACACUGGGAUUUUGAUUCAGAUCUCAGUGGAAAAAAGGUUACAUCAGCCUAUGUACAUUCUUUUCUGCAAUUUGCCACUGAAUGAUUUAUUAGGUACAACCGUUCUUUUUCCACGCUUGAUGAGUCAUAUUUUUACAGACCCCUCUGAGCGCUACAUCACAUAUGUGGAGUGCACUAUGCAAGCUUUUUUUGGACAUGUAUAUGCAACCGCAUCCCACACUAUUCUAAUGGUCAUGGCCUUUGACAGAUAUGUGGCCAUAUGCAAACCAUUGCGAUACCCAACUAUAAUGAGCAAUAAUAUGGUGGUUAAACUGUCGGCAGGAGCCUGGGGUGCUGCAGUAGUGCUGGUGGGAAUUCUGAUCGGCCUCAGUUUACGUCUGUCUCACUGCAGAUAUGUGAUUCAAAAUCUGUUUUGUGACAACGCUUCACUAUUUAAACUGUCCUGUGAAAAUACAGUGAUUAAUAAUGUAUAUGGAUUGACUUUUACUGUGGUUUUACUCACCUCCUCACUGGGGUGGGUGUUAUUGACAUAUCUCAGAAUAGCGAUGGUAUGCUUCAAAAGCAAAAACAAAGCAACCAACAGCAAAGCAAUAAAAACCUGCAGUACUCAUCUGGCUGUUUAUGUAAUCAUGAUGGUUUCUGGAUUCACCACAAUUUUUCUUCAUCGUUUCCCUGCAUACUCUGACAGUAAAAAUGUAUCUAGUAUUAUUCGCCAUGUUAUUCCACCAAGCUUGAAUCCUAUAAUAUAUGGUUUACAAGCCAAGGAAAUAAGACAGAGAUUGUUUAAACUUAUUUAUAAAAGUAAAGUUAACUCAAUGUGA